CGCUGAGAGCCACCCGACCACUCCACCACUCCGACCACCAUCACGUCCUCAUGGCCUGCCUGAACCCCGCGCAGCUCCAGAAGUUCCAGGAGGAUGGAUUCCUGGUGCUGGAAGGAUUCCUGUCUGCAGAAGAGUGUGUGGCCAUGCAGCGGAGGAUCGGUGAGAUCGUGGCUGAGAUGGAGGUCCCGCUCCACUGCCGCACAGAAUUUUCCACCCAGGGGGAGGAGCAGCUGCGAAUGCAGGGCAGCACAGACUAUUUCUUGAGCAGCGGCGACAAGAUUCGAUUCUUCUUUGAGAAAGGCGUUUUUGACAAGAAAGGAAACUUCCUGGUCCCCCCAGAGAAAGCCAUCAACAAAAUUGCCCAUGCUCUGCACGCCUAUGACCCUGUCUUCAAGCGUGUCACACACUCCCCCAAAAUGCAGGCCUUGGUCAGAAGUCUGGGCCUCCAGAAGCCUGUGGUGGUGCAGAGCAUGUACAUCUUUAAGCAACCUCACAUUGGCGGCGAAGCCUCCUCUCACCAGGACGCCACCUUCCUGUACACGGAGCCCCUGGGCCGGGUGCUGGGCGUGUGGAUCGCACUGGAGGACGCCACGCUGGAGAACGGCUGCCUGUGGUUCAUCCCUGGCUCGCACACCAGUGGAGUGGAGAGAAGGAUGGUCCGGGCUCCUGCUGGCUCGGUGACUGGCCUCAGCUUCCUGGGGUCGGAGCCAGCCCGGGAUGACAGCCUCUUCGUGCCUACACCAGUGCAGAGAGGGGGCCUGAUCCUAAUCCACGGAGAAGUGGUGCACAAGAGCGAGGCAAACCUCUCCGACCGCUCGCGCCAUGCCUACACUUUCCACCUCAUGGAGGCCUCUGGCACCACCUGGAGCCCGGAGAACUGGCUCCAGCCAACAGCUGAGCUGCCCUUCCCGCCACUGUACACCUAAUGGCUCCGCAGGCCUGCACGGUCCCCUCCCGGGAAGCUGUGGCUGCAAACACCAGCACCUGCCGACCGCCCAGCUGCAGCGGGGAAGUCACAUCUCCUCCUGAGCUUUCCUCUGCCAGUGUCUGUGCCCCUUGGCCCUGCAGACAGGCAGGCAAGAGGUGGCAGCCGGGCAGCAAUAACCUCCCCGCUGCCCCGACACAAGCUCCCUCUAGAGCAGUGGUUCUCAACCUGUGGGUGGCAACCCCUUUGGGAGUCGAACGACCCUUUCAC
Molecule: messenger RNA, 1195 nt
Organism: Myotis davidii
Lineage: Eukaryota; Metazoa; Chordata; Mammalia; Chiroptera; Vespertilionidae
Gene: PHYHD1
Product: phytanoyl-CoA dioxygenase domain containing 1
Exons: 11
Coding region: 51-926 (291 amino acids)
Source: RefSeq, a predicted model, not a curated record